AACGGGCCUAGCGCCGUCGCGUCGCGUGUAUAAUCUCUUAUCAACCAAGCCAUCACUCCAAUACCGAUUGCUCCCCACCAAAAACAGCAGGACAAACGUCCUCGUUCUCCAAUCCACCUCAAAAAGACGAAGUCGCACAUCGCCCAGAACCCAACUCCAAGUGCGCCACCAACUUUCCCCACCCAGAAAACGCACCUACCGACAAUUCACCGACGAUAACCACCACCAAAACCAAAGAAACGACCAAGACCCCGAAAAAGAAAAUAAAAAGAAAAGACAAGAAAAGAAAGGAAAAGAAAAUGACAACCCCAAGUUCAUCACGACACCGAUCCCGUCACUUAAGCAGCAGCGCCCAACGCCAAACCCAAACCCCAAGCCACCGACCCCGAGCUACAACACCCCCACUCCCAGCCUACGAAACGCCAAUCGCACCCUUGCACACCACAGCCCAAAACAAGCUCCUAUCACUCCUUAAAUCGCAGUCGCUGCGAUCAUUGAAGACGCAUCUCCAGCAUGCGGAGGAGAAACUGACUGAUUCGGCUGGGGAGGUUAAUGAGCGGCUUACUGAUGCGCGGGUGCGGUUGCAACGGUUGAAGGAGCGGAGAGGGAAGAGGGAGGAUUUUGAUGAGAGGGAGGAGGAUGGGGUACAGCAACAGCAGGAGGAUACUGAUGAUUGGGAGGAGAGGUUGAGGGAGUUGGAAGGGAGGGUUGGGGGUGUUACGGAACGGUUGGAGACGCGGAUGCGGGGGACGAUUGAUGGGGAGGUUAGGGUUGAUGGGUUGGUUGGGGUUCUUGGGACGGUUGAGAGGGAAGUUGAGCAGGAGGGUAGUUCUGGGAGGAGUAUGAGGAGGAGGACUAGACGGCGAGGUGCGGAGGAAGAAGAUGACGAGGAUGAUGAGGAUUACGAGGAGACGGAGAGGGAGGACGAAAGUGUGCCGCCGUCGAGGAGGUUGGAUGAGUUACUUGGGGAGAAUUAUGUAGAGUGGGAUGAGCUUUCUUUGACGCAGAGGUACUCGUCCAAUAAUGCCUACAUUGGGUUCUAUCGGAUUAUUCACGAAGCGAAACACCCCGGCGAAGAUAUUCCUCCUCUACCGCAUGCAUCAACGUGGUUCACACAUCUUGAAGAUCCAACUACGGCUUCGGCGCAAACGCCCGAUUCCUCGGUCCGGCGCACACGUCGUCGGAGAUCGCCAUCUCCGGCGGACUCGGAUGAGAUCGCCAUCGAGAGCGAGCGCAUAUCGCUCAAGUGCCCCCUUACUUUACUUUACUUCCAGGACCCUGUGACAAGUACCAAAUGUCCGCAUAGCUUUGAACGCGAAGCGAUUGAAGAUAUGAUUGCGCAUAGUUCGACGACUGUUCCCGCGCCCCAGCCGGCGGGAGCCGCCGGCCGCAGCGCACGUCGUGUUCGCUCCGUUAAGUGUCCGGUGUGCUCGGUUGUCUUGACUGCAGCUGAUCUCCGGUCGGAUCCUGUUUUGGUUAGGAGGGUGCGCCGGUAUGAAGCAGCGUUGAGACGGGAAGCGGAAGAUGAUGAGUUAUCCGACGGGGCGCGGAGGAGACGGUCUGGGGCGAGGAAAAGUGGGAUCACUCUCGUUGAUGAUGAUGGGGCCGAGGACGAAAAUGAGAUGGAUGUGGAUCCGGAUGAGAAUUCGGAUUCAGAUCGUAGGCAGGAUGAGGAAAGUUUCGGCAGUCAAGCUCAUGUACGAAUCAAACAGGAGAUGAGUACAGCUCCUGUCGAUGAUGAUUAGUUGAUGAUAAUUUCGAAUAAUACCUCUGUAAAUUCAAUAGAUACCGGACAGCGUUGCUCGCGUUUCAAACAAAGUUCUAGUUUGUUAUUCAACUAACCUCUUCUGAGAAUCGAUAAUAUUGAUUGACCCGGGAUUAACCAUGCCUGGCAAUUGGAACUGCUUCCCGGUCCUGGAGUACAUACAACACCCGCUGUGAAAGCUAGAGUAUAAAC
Messenger RNA from Aspergillus pseudotamarii, 1957 nucleotides. Its product is annotated as SUMO ligase MMS21. The coding region runs from base 300 to 1745 and encodes 481 amino acids. Gene Ontology annotation, biological process: double-strand break repair via homologous recombination; protein sumoylation. Gene Ontology annotation, molecular function: zinc ion binding; SUMO ligase activity. Gene Ontology annotation, cellular component: nucleus; Smc5-Smc6 complex. Lineage: Eukaryota; Fungi; Ascomycota; Eurotiomycetes; Eurotiales; Aspergillaceae. The record is from RefSeq and is a predicted model, not a curated record. The transcript has 2 exons.